AGAACUGUUACAAAACCAGCUGCUCGUGAGACUGAGAAGUGCACGCUUCGCUGCAUCGCAGCGACAGUAAAAUCUUUAAAAAGAGUCACUUGCCUCAUGAGUUCAAGGCAUCACGUCAUUAUAUGUUUCAUAUUAGAUACAGCAGAAGAGUGCUGAUCCUACGUUCCAUCAGAGACCUGACCAUCAACAUGUCUGCAAACAAGCACAAUCUGAAGCGCCAGAGGAAGUCGACGAUCAGUGCUGGUAGCAAACAGCCGAAGCUCACCGGAGAAAAAGGCAAAGAGAGCGGCUGGCUGUUGAAGGAAGUGGCUGAACUCCGCAGAGCAGCGCAGGGAUGCGAGUUCAACAAAAAGCGCCUCCGUUAUUUGUCAGACACCCAGAAGGUCAAACAGGGCUCACAAGGAGUACUCUACUGGAUGUCCCGUGAUCAAAGAAUUCAAGACAACUGGGCAUUGAUUUAUAGUCAGCAACUGGCUUUGGCUGAGAAGCUUCCUCUCCACAUCUGCUUCUGUUUGGUGCCUGAAUUUUUGGAUGCUGCUUACAGACAAUACGCCUUCAUGCUAAAAGGGCUACAAGAAGUGGUGAAGGAAUGCAAAAGCCUGGAUAUUGAGUUCCAUUUGCUCUCAGGUGAGCCUGGACAGAAUCUGCCAGCUUUUGUUAAAAGCUGGAACUUUGGAGCUGUUGUCACAGAUUUCAACCCUCUCAGAAUCUCCCUUCAAUGGAUUGACACUGUUAAGAAACAUCUUCAUUCUGACAUCCCUUUCAUUCAGGUUGAUGCACAUAACGUGGUGCCAUGCUGGGAGGCAUCCAAGAAGCUGGAAUAUGGAGCCAGGACAAUACGGGGCAAAAUCACAAAACAUCUCCAAGAAUUCCUCACUGACAUGCCACUUGUAGACACUCACCCAUACUCCGCUUCUCGUGCAGCAAAGAUAGUAGAUUGGGAGGAGGUUCUGUCAUCACUCCAGGUGGACCACAAUGUUUGUGAGGUGGACUGGGCUCAGCCUGGCACCACUGGCGGCAUGUCUAUGCUAGAGUCCUUCAUUGACCGACGACUGCAUAUAUUUGCCACCCACAGGAACAAUCCCAACUCUGACGCCGUUAGCCACCUCUCCCCAUGGAUCCAUGCUGGUCAGUUGUCUGCUCAGCGCGUUGUAAUGCAGGUCAAGCGGAAAAAGAAUGCCAGCGAGUCUGUUGCAUCUUUUAUUGAGGAAAUUGUUGUGCGAAGGGAGCUCGCUGAUAACUUCUGCUUCUACAACCAAAACUAUGACAAUAUUUCUGGUGCAUACGAUUGGGCAAAGAAGACUUUGCAGGAGCAUUCUAAGGACCGUAGACAGUAUCUGUACUCAAAAAAAGAGUUGGAGAGCGCCGAGACUCAUGACCAGUUGUGGAAUGCUGCACAGCGUCAGCUGCUGUUAGAAGGAAAGAUGCAUGGCUUUCUGCGCAUGUACUGGGCAAAGAAGAUUCUGGAGUGGACUGCAUCUCCUGAAGAAGCCUUGUCUAUCGCUAUAUAUCUGAAUGACCGCUUGUCUCUAGAUGGCUGUGAUCCCAACGGAUAUGUGGGCUGCAUGUGGUCCAUCUGUGGAAUUCAUGACCAGGGCUGGGCAGAGCGGCCCAUCUUUGGCAAAAUACGUUACAUGAAUUAUGCUGGUUGCAAAAGGAAGUUUGAUGUGGAGCAGUUUGAAAGGAAGUACGCUGCUAUAAAAGAAAUCCCUAUUUCGAAUAAUAAGAUAUCUAUAUAGUUCAUUGUGUCAUUUUUAAAAGCUUCUGAUGCAUGCAAAGUUCAGAUUUCAAUGUUUGUACUUCAUUUAGAGAAUCUGGGAUUUAGAGGCAUUUUUCUGUCAUUUUUUAUGGAGGUGAAGUUUAUUAAUGCUGUUCUGUAGUGAUUGCUUUGAGGGUUAGUAUGUUUUAUAUGUACAAUUAAAUAUUUUUUCAAUGAU
Molecule: messenger RNA, 1937 nt
Organism: Danio aesculapii
Lineage: Eukaryota; Metazoa; Chordata; Actinopteri; Cypriniformes; Danionidae
Gene: cpdp
Product: CPD photolyase
Exons: 10
Coding region: 123-1739 (538 amino acids)
Biological process (GO): photoreactive repair
Molecular function (GO): deoxyribodipyrimidine photo-lyase activity
Source: RefSeq, a predicted model, not a curated record